AGAGUGAGUGACCAUUUGUUGAGACCGUGAGUGAAAGCGGUCACACGCCUACAUAGAAAAACAAAUCAUUCAUUAAUACUUUACAAUCAGACGUUAGAUGAUUUAUUCUACCGUGGAUUAUUCAGACAGCGACCCCUUCCGCAGGACUCAGUGUUUUUGAGCGAAAGGAUGAAGUAGUUUCUGUGGCACCCUGAGCUGACCGCCAACUACUACAGUAUGCGGCUUACUGGGAAUAUGACUAUUUAUGAUUUUAAUCUAUCCUACAAUGACAUUCACUCAUAGUUUGAUACAGAAAUGGUAUCGCUGACCAUUUGUUCUGUAUCUGGAUCUUUUUUAAACCACCUGAAUUGUCAUACUUGAGCACGACUGUGUGGUUUUGGCACAUUAAUAUGCAAGCUGGAGACGCAACAUGUCUUUGUGCAUGAAUGCUGGAUAAUCAUAACUGAUCUGGGGAACAACAAGGGGAAACUCCCCGUCGGAAGACUUCUGAACAAUGACCGGACCAAACGCCACCAGCGGCGGCUCGACUGCCAAGAUCAGCAGACACGGUCGGUCCAAAAGCACCAGUACCUACUGUCACACUACGGGACCCGCUGCGGAAUCCUCCUCGUCCACUGCCGCAAACAACACCGGUCGGUCGUCCGGUGAGGAAGACGAGAAAGACGGCGGGGUCCCGUUUUUCGUGAACAGGACGGGCUUUCCCAUAGAUAAUGUCACCUGGGAGAGAAUGUGGUCGCACGUCACCAAAGUUCAUCCUGAUGGACAUGAGAUGGUGGAUAGAAUACGAAAUGCAACACACCUCCCAAAACACCCUGUGCCAUUGGUUCCAAACUUUAAGCCAUCAAUGUCAGUGCCUGAUUGGCUCCAUGCCGUCCAGAACUACAUGAGAAACCUGCAAUACAACCACACAGGAACUCAGUUUUUUGAGAUUAAGAAAACCAGACCUCUGAGUGGGUUGAUGGAGACUGCCAGAGAGAUGAUACGAGAAUCACUUCCCAUCAAAUGCCUUGAAGCAGUUAUCCUUGGAAUCUACCUAACGAACGGUCUGACCUCUGUGGAGCGGUUCCCCAUCAGCUUUAAGACCCAGUUCUCCGGACACCACUUCCAUCACGUGGUGCUGGGCGUUUACUGUAACGGCCGCUACGGCACCCUGGGUAUGAGUCGGCGUGCUGACCUUAUGGACAGAUCUUUGAGCUUUCGUACGCUCAGCGAGUUGGUGUUCGACUUUGAGGACUCAUACCGCCGCUACCAGCACACCAUGAAGAAGAUCAAGAUCGGCCUGUACGUGCCCCAUAAUCCGCACGUUUUCCAGCCUAUUGAGUGGAACUAUCUGGUGAUCAACGCCUGCAAGCAGGGCCAUGAAGACAUGCGCAAAGAGCUGGAGAAACACGGCCGUGACAUGAGGAUGAAGAUCCUCAAGUCGUCCAGCGCUCAGUCUCCAAUCAAAGAACGAAGCCGAGGCAAGUCUUUAUCACCGCGCCGCCGAUCAGCCAGCAGUCCCCAAAGACGCCAACAUGUCCACAGAAGAGACAAAUCGCCAGCAGCACUGGACCGAAAGCCAGCAGAGCUCAGCACUCUCAGUGACGGCUACCAGAUCCGCAUCUGAGACACUACAGCUUUAUCCUUCACACGUCCUCCCUCCACCCAACAUGUUCUUAAACACCAUUUAAUGCACAUUGUCAACUGUACAGUAUAUUAAACAUAUUUAUAGUUGUA
Molecule: messenger RNA, 1716 nt
Organism: Rhinichthys klamathensis goyatoka
Lineage: Eukaryota; Metazoa; Chordata; Actinopteri; Cypriniformes; Leuciscidae
Gene: vash2
Product: vasohibin 2
Exons: 7
Coding region: 494-1606 (370 amino acids)
Biological process (GO): regulation of angiogenesis
Cellular component (GO): cytoplasm
Source: RefSeq, a predicted model, not a curated record